CCCUCCCCCCUCUCUCGGUGUGGACAUGUUUCGGAGAUGAGGCUCAGAAAUGUCUCCUUCCUGACGGUUUUGUUGUUCGGGCUGUGCGGGCUGGUCUCCCUGUCCUGGUACACAGCCUUCAGCAGCUCCAGAGGAGAUGUGGUGGAUAUCUACCAGAGGGAGUUCCUGGCGUUGAGGGAGCGCCUUCACUCAGCUGAGCAGGAGAACCUGCGGCGCUCCAAAGAGCUGAACCUGGUCCUUGAAGAGAUCAAGAGGGCCAUCGCUGAGAAACAGGCCCUGAGAGACAUAAACCGAACCUGGAGCAGCCUCUCAGAGGAGACGAGGUUGAAGUUGUGGAACGUGAGCAGCAGUAAAAACGUGCUGCAGCUUCCCUCCAUCUUCCAUCACCUUCCUCACCUGCUGAACCGUGAGGACAGCCUGCUGCCCGCCGUACACCUGGGACAGGGACGCACCGGAGUCUCCAUAGUGAUGGGGGUCCCCAGUGUGAAGCGGGAGGUCCACUCCUACCUGACCGACACGCUCACCUCUCUGAUGUCGGAACUCAGCGCUGCCGAGAAGGAAGACUGCGUCAUCGUGGUUCUGAUUGCUGAGGCCGACCAGCAGUACGCCAGCAGUGUAGCAGACAACCUGAAGCGCCUUUUUCCUGCAGAGAUCCAGUCGGGUCUGUUGGAGGUCGUCUCUCCAUCCGUCCACUUCUACCCCGACUUCUCCAGACUGAGAGAGUCCUUCGGGGACCCAAAGGAGAGAGUCAGGUGGAGGACGAAGCAGAACCUGGAUUAUUGUUUCCUGAUGAUGUACGCACAGAGUAAAGGAACGUAUUACGUCCAGCUAGAGGACGACAUCGUUGCUCGUCCCAACUACUUCACCACCAUGAAGAACUUUGCGUUGCAGCAGCCAUCAGAGGAGUGGAUGAUCCUCGAGUUUUCUCAGCUCGGCUUCAUCGGUAAGAUGUUUAAGUCGUUGGACCUGUCGCUCAUCGUGGAGUUCAUGCUCAUGUUCUACAAAGACAAACCCAUCGACUGGCUGCUCGACCACAUCAUGUGGGUCAAAGUGUGCAAUCCAGAGAAGGAUGCAAAACACUGCGACAGACAGAAAGCCAACCUGAGGAUCCGCUUCAAACCGUCUCUGUUCCAACAUGUCGGCACGCACUCCUCUUUGGCCGGGAAAAUUCAGAAACUGAAGGAUAAGGACUUUGGGAAGCAGACCCUCCAUAAAGGUCACGCCAACCCGCUGGCCGAGGUGACGACCAGCUUGAAGACGUACCAGCACUUCACCCUGGAGAAGGCUUACCUGGGAGAGGACUUCUUCUGGGCCUUUACUCCCGUAGCGGGGGACUUCAUCCGGAUACGAUUCUUCACACCGGUCCGCAUUGAGAGGUAUUUCUUUCGGAGCGGGAACAUCGAGCAUCCAGGAGAUAAACUCUUCAACACGUCGGUGGAGGUUCUGCCGUUCGAUAAUAUUCAGGCGGAGAAAGAGGCCUUGACAGAAGGGAGGGAGAGAACGCCAAAAUACCAUCGGACAGAGGACGGAUUCAUCAGGAUAGGAUCCUUCCAGAACGGGAUCGCAGAGGGGGAGGUCGACCCAACAUUUGGGCCGCUGGAGGCGAUGCGUCUCACAGUGAUAACGGACUCACCAGUCUGGGUGAUCCUCAGCGAGAUCUUCAUAAAGAAAGCAGACUGAAGCCCCCCCGCCCCCAGUGAUACCUCAGCUCUCCGAGCGUUCAGCCGAGCCGACCAGAGGCUCAUCAGCUGCCGUCCAGCUCACCAGAUUCCCACUGCGAUGCCACAGCGCCGCCGUCUGGCUGGGCCUCAUUACUGCAGGGCUGCAGAGACUGAUCACAGACAGACUGUGCAGACAGACGCCGCCGUAUUUAACCCUGAAGAGUCUGUAUUUAUGUGUACAUACAGUAAGUCAAUGUUGAAACACUGGUGAUCGUCCAAUCAUCUCUUCUGAUGAUCAAACUGCUGCUUUGAUAGACUCCAAGGCUUCUUUCUAUCCGGACCUUUCUACCAGUGACCCCACAGUACGGCGUGUAGAACCGCACACGCUCAUCAUGAAUGCCCUCUCAGCGUGUGACUGUGUGAGUGAGUGAGUGAGUGAGUGAGCGGGCGAGUGAGUGAGUGAGUGCAGACGCUGCUCGGGGCUCAGUUCUCCAAUCAGAGAGCAGUUUGCCUUAAAGAAGAAGAAGAGCCCUUAAACACUGCAACAUGUAGCGACUACAGCACCCACAAUCCUUUGCUGCGACCUCGGACCUUCUCACAUCUUUGUGGCUUGAAACUACUGAAGACAGCUGUUAAUUUACUUUUGUAAUGAAGUCUUUAAAGUUGAUUUAUUUGAGUUUACUGAGGCCUUUUCAAUGACUGUUCUGUUUUAUUCUGCAGUACGUCAGCAUACUUCAACAGGGUCGUCACCAUAGACCAGGAUUUAAGACUAGAAAUAAUAACGAUUAAAUCCUUAAUGAUAACAAGGAUUAAAGACUUUAAUAGGAUAAUUAAGUAAUGAUGAUAUCUCUACCUGUUUGGAUACCAUGGCAAAUAAAAAAGCCUACAGACACAUUAUUAUGAGAUCAGAGUCAGAACUCUGACUUUGAUGUUCAGAAUUCUGACUUUAAAACUCAUAAUUCUGACUUUGAUCUUAAAAAUUUGACUUGGAUCUUAAAAAUUUGACCUUGAUCUCAGAUUUCUGACUUUGAUCACAGAUUUCUGACUUUAAUCUCAGAAUUCUGAGAAUAAAGUUUUGAUGAUUUUUUUUAUUAAUCUCUGAGGAAAAAAAGAAUUAUGACUUUUCUUUCAUCAGAAUUAUGAGUUUAUCAUAGAAUUACAACUUAAUUCUAAGAAUCUUGAAAUGAAGUUGUGUCUAGUUUUCUAUUUAUUUCUAUUUUUUCCUGCCCGACCCUUAUCCUCUUCCGUAGACAUUUCCUUGUUUCGAUGAUCAAAAAUAACAGGCAACUCUUGAACAGUUUCUGUUGUGCACAAAAAUGUUUGAAACAUUUCAGUACCAAAACUUUUCCAAUGUUUUUGUGCAGUUAAGACAUUUUUGUGUUAUCAUACUAUGCUUUUGUUAUUGAAACCCAUAAAUCAGAUCAACAGAUUCUUUGAAAUACUGAAAUAUUUAGGGUGAAUUAUAUGAAAUAAAAUAAAGGAGGUUACACUGUAGGUGUUUAAACUAUAUCUUUAUCCCAUUUGAGGUGGUUGGGAGCUGCAGCUGUCUUUUAGCAAGACGUGGGGCACAUGCUGAGCUGGUCACAUAGAAGGCCAGAGAACCUGGAGAGAACCACAGCUAGCAUGGGGAGAACAGAAAGGCCCUGUCUGACUAGGAUGGAACUAGGAACUAGGAUGGAACUAGGAAAUAGGAUGGAACUAGGAACCUUGAUGAGAAGCAACAGCACUACAUUCUGAGCUGAAACUUUAUAAUUAAUAGCCAAGGGCUUCUAAAUUUGUUGCCAUGGUAUCAAACUGGUAUUGUUAUUAUUUGAUUGUUGCUGGAAUCAUAUCAAAGUUUAAAACUCUAAUAAUGUGACAGCCCUCCUCUGCAGUACUCUAAAUACUCUACAGCUAUCAUAUAUACUCUAGAGCACUUCAAAGUACCAGGAAGUUCACCACAGUUUUCUAAUUAACCAUUAAAAACACUCUGAUUAGCUUUAAAGCAGUGGUUCUCCUCUGGUCUGGCAUAAGGACCCACCGCCAGCUUAUUUCCACAUACAGGGCUGUAUUAUUAUAUAAAAAAAGCACAUUACAAUCAUACAAUAAAAUUACAGCGGCACUUUCUGACUUAAAGCUACAGAUUAAUGCAAUUUAAGAGUUUAAAACAGCAUAAAAGACAAAAGAUGGAUCAGUACCUCAAAUUUCAGUGGAUGUUCAAAAGGAUGUAAGACAGAAGUAUGAAGAACAGAUCUGUAACGGCUCAAAAGUCAUGGAUUUUUACAAAGUCUGUCUGCACGGUGAAUACCACAGCAGAGCAUGCCCUUCCUGGUCUACUCUUCAUCAGUUGAGUCUUUAUCAAUACUUUUAUUGAUACUUUUUUAUUAACUAUAACAAAUUACAGAGAAUAUCCAUCUUCAUCUGUCUCAGACCUGGCAAUAGAGUAAAAGCAAAUCACUUGUGUUGUUUAUUGGUGGCUAUAAACCAGAGUUAAGGUGUCUUACCACCUCCUACUGGUCAGAGUGUAGAUAAACUUCCCUGUAACUUCAUGAACCAUGCAUCAUCAGAAACACAUCCACAUGGAAGUGCAUCACUUUUGCUACUGCUUUUCCCCAUGCACACAUCUGGGACCCAGUGGAAACUAUGAGCCUUUUUUGGGUCCUGAUCCACCAGUUGAGAACCACUGCUUUAAGGCUCUUUCAUGUACUUUAGAGUGUUCUGAUAUCUGAUGUAUGCUAGAGCUCUGUUUCCACCAAGUGGUCUGGUUCAGGGCAGCUUGGUAUGGUAGGAAAUGAUUUGCAUUUUCAUGAUCAAAAGUUGGAAAAGGUUUGAUAAAUACCAAUUUCUGUCAUUUUACUUUUUUUGGUACCUUUUUGUCGUGGUACCAGGUGUAUUCGUUGACCCUAAAAGACAGAGCUAGACUCUCGGCAGACAGCUGAUUCACAUUCUGUUGGAAUAAUGGGUAAACCCAAAACAAGCCUGAACUGGACAGCUUUUCUCCCUCAUGUCGUCAUAAACAUACUUUUGAAAUACUAUUUAGCCAAUACACCUUGCAACAACUCAAGUCUUGGUGAUAACUAAUAAAGGAGUAUUUCAUGGACAAGUCUGUUUGAACAACAGGAGCUGGCUACAGUUUGAGAGCUACAGUAGCUUCCUUUUUCCGUAUUUGUUGUUUGAUCAGGCAACAACCUCUUAGGUUGGAAAUGAAGCUAAGGCUGAAUUCUGCAUUUUUCUGGACAUGGAUAACAUGACUACAAGCCAGUUUGUAUGCAGAAACAAGAAUGAAAUGUUGUAUAAGCUUAAAAGGAUGACAUUAUCUUCAAAGGCAGAGGAUGGAAUGUUUUGCAGGCAAAAAAGGAUGAUGUCAUCUUCAAAGCCAGAAAACUAAAUGUUUCAUGGGCUUCAAAGGAUGACAU
This is a messenger RNA of Cheilinus undulatus (humphead wrasse), 5056 nucleotides long. RefSeq names its product alpha-1,3-mannosyl-glycoprotein 4-beta-N-acetylglucosaminyltransferase B (gene mgat4b). The record is from RefSeq and is a predicted model, not a curated record. Gene Ontology annotation, cellular component: endoplasmic reticulum-Golgi intermediate compartment; endoplasmic reticulum; Golgi stack. Lineage: Eukaryota; Metazoa; Chordata; Actinopteri; Labriformes; Labridae. Bases 37 to 1680 code for a protein of 547 amino acids. Gene Ontology annotation, biological process: protein N-linked glycosylation. Gene Ontology annotation, molecular function: acetylglucosaminyltransferase activity. The transcript has 15 exons.